AUGCCACACUCUGAGCGCACUGCAUCACCUCCCGCCGAUGCCUCGGCUGCGCUGCCCAGCUUCCCAGACAAUGUACCAACCGCUCCUCUUCUACGCAUCUCUCUCGCCAAGCUCUUGCGUAACGAUGCGGAUGAAUAUGAACGAUGCUGGCGUGCUUGCUGCGAGCUUGGCUUCUUCUAUGUUGACCUGCAGACCGAAGAUGGCACUGGGGAAGCAUUGCUGGAGGAAGUAGGGCAACUCUUUGAGGUGAUGAAGGACUUCUUUGGGCUUCCGGUCGAGGAAAAGACAAAGUACGACUUUGCGGAUCAGGGGAGCUAUUUCGGGUACAAGGGAUAUGGAAAGGGAAUUGUUGAUGGGAAGGGGACGAGAGAUCGGAAUGAGUUCUACAAUAUCUCAAAAGACGACAUUCUCAACCUUUCCCCACCACUCCCCUGUCCAGAUCUCCUCAAUCCCCACCGCCCCCUCUUCGAAUCCUAUAUCCGCGCUUCCCACAACCUUUGCAUGCUCUUCGCAUCCCUCGUCUCCUCACGACUCUCUCUCAAUCCUCAGACUCGCGCGUCUGGCGGACUGUCCGCCCUACACGAUCUCUCAGCCCAGUCAGGCGACCAAAUCCGCUUCGUGAAGGCUCCGCCGCAGCCUCACUCGUCCGCCGCAGUCGCCCUCGGCGAGCACACCGACUUCGGCAAGUACACUUUGUCCUUGCUCCGUGACGAUUCUAUUCAACCGUCUCGGCGGACUCCAAGUGCGCCUCCCACCGUCCAUCGCGCCAACGCCGCCUUCAUCGUCUGCGCCGUGCUCGGAUGUCGAAAAGGAGCUUUGCCAGGACGGGUGGACUUCUCGGGUGGGAGGUUGCGGAGUAAUAUCCACCGCGUUGUGCCCCCACCUGGUGAGCAGUGGCAGGUUGAUAGGUACAGUCUUGUGUACUUUUGUCGGCCGGUGAACGAUGUUGUGCUGAAGACGUUAGUGGAGGGUGAGGAGUUGGGAGAGGAGGAAGAGGUUAGUGCGAAGGAGUGGAUCUUGAGGAGGGCAUUGGGCAGGAGAAGGGAGGAUGGAUGGAAGGAGAGUGCGGGGACGGAGGGAAAGUACGGGAUCGAUAUCUGGAGCAGAGCUCCAAGCCUAAAGGGGACCUGUGAGAAUUAUUUUGAGACUUUGUCGAUCAGACAAGGACUUCACUUUCUGGAGGAAGUCAGGUACAAGCAGGGACUGGGCCGAUGGAACCUGUUAGAGAUUAUGUUUGGACGAGGAUCGCGCAACGAUUUGGAGACACCGCCGCCACUCUCCUGCUCUCUCCCACACCACCUCGACCUGCGGCCGCGCUCACACUUUUCCGGCCCAGAACGGCGGCCCACUCGCCAUGUCGAAGCGUCGCGCGUCGUCAGCGAGUAAGGUCUCGAGCGACAAUAAUAAGCUUUUUGAGAGCGCGGAGAAAAAAAAAAAGAUGUGCCGCCGGAUACCAUCGCCGCUCAGACACAGAAUCCUUUCUUCUCCAAGCUAAGCUACGAUGUCCGUGAUCUACCAAUGCCUGUACCUGCAUCUCCCUCCGCUGACACGAAAGUGGCACGCCAAUGGUGUCCCCCAGGACGACUGCUGGCAAACCAGGUUCCCGCUUCUGGGUGAGUCAAUUUGUGUCUGACAUCAAGUAAGAGGAAACCGCUAGAGGCGACUGGUCGACAUGUUAAGUUACACCUGGAACACUUUCAAAAAUAAUUCGGAAAGUACCACAAGAAAGCUGUCGCCAUCGGUCCAUCGAUUCAGCCGAGCAGUAGCUGGACAGUACUCCGCUCUGUCACGUUGACAGUCUGUGUGAGGAUCCGAAAUAGG
Paraphaeosphaeria sporulosa is the source of this 1821-nucleotide messenger RNA. Its product is annotated as Clavaminate synthase-like protein. Lineage: Eukaryota; Fungi; Ascomycota; Dothideomycetes; Pleosporales; Didymosphaeriaceae. The transcript has 7 exons. The coding region runs from base 1 to 1386 and encodes 461 amino acids. The record is from RefSeq and is a predicted model, not a curated record. Gene Ontology annotation, molecular function: dioxygenase activity.